Molecule: messenger RNA, 566 nt
Organism: Radiomyces spectabilis
Lineage: Eukaryota; Fungi; Mucoromycota; Mucoromycetes; Mucorales; Radiomycetaceae
Exons: 2
Coding region: 67-324 (85 amino acids)
Source: RefSeq, a predicted model, not a curated record
GACGAUAGACGAGUUUAACAGUGAAAGGAAAGGGAAAAGAAGAAAAAGAAGGAUGAAGAAACUGGUAUGCUGUAUUGCGGAGAUCCUUAUCAGAAAAUGACGUAUUACAGGCAUUGGCUUUUUUCUGUUUGGCCGUUUCGAGAUUCCCAAGCAAAGCCGCUUUGGUGGCGUUGCUUAUCAGAAAUUUUCCUGGGAUGCCACGUAACCAUCUUGCAUUUUUCGCUUUUUUAUUGUAAAUCAGAAAAAAGCAACAUGAGGUAUCCAGUGUUCUUUUUACUGGUAAUCAACUUUAUCCAACCAUUCUCUUUCCUGUUCCUGGUGUAGUGUGAUGGCUUGGGCUGUGCUUGUUCACGGUCAACGAUGCUUCGAGAAGCUACUGCUGAGGUUACUUGAAUUUUCCCAGAAAAGAAAAAAGGGACAAGGGAGAACAGUCUAAAAGAGAAUGUAGAAAUUGAGAUGCGCAUAUAAAGAAAAAAAAAAGAGACCACUCACCUCCUCUUUUUCCUUAUUAUAAAAAGUGGCAUGGUCAACUAUGGUUUCCCACACAUCUUUUUUUUUUUUUUUUU